Molecule: messenger RNA, 837 nt
Organism: Fraxinus pennsylvanica
Lineage: Eukaryota; Viridiplantae; Streptophyta; Magnoliopsida; Lamiales; Oleaceae
Source: the annotation of a GenBank genome assembly
AUGGAUCCUGCUCUUGAAAAUCCAUUGGCGAGCUUCGAAGACCAGCAAUACGAUAGCGUUUCAGCUCUCUUCGCCAAUGAAUCAGACCACAUGCCUUGUCCACUCUCUUUCAAAUCCUCCGAUCUUCGUUGCUUUAUUCGACGCCAUGCGGUUUCGCAAAUCUUUAAUGCGCAGCUGUGUUAUGGUUUAGAUCCGUUUGUAGUCUACCUCUCUGUCAAUUACAUCGACCGCUUCCUCUCAAAACAAGAAAUUCUGGAAAAAAAGCCGUGGAUUGCUCGCAUUCUGGUAGUUGCAACUCUAUCACUCGCUGCGAAGAUGAGCAACUGCAAUAUAGCAAAUUCACUCUCCGAUUUACAGAGAGAAAAUGGUUUUGAAUUCGAUGCACAUUCAACCCAGCGAAUGGAGGCUGUCAUUCUGGCGGCUCUGGGAUGGAGAAUGCGAUCCAUCACACCUUUCUCAUUUCUCAAUUACUUCCUCUCUUUAUUCGAAAUCGAUGAUUCUUCGUUAAUCGUGGCUCUCAAACAACGAGCUUCAAAUAUUAUCCUUGAUUCGCAACGCGAUUUAAAGUUUCUGGAGUAUAAACCAUCGACAAUCGCAGCCUCAGCGCUUCUCUGUGCAACUCGGGACUUGAAUCCACUCAAGUUUUCUUCAUUUAAAGACGAAAUUUCUUCCUGUCAAUACAUAAAUCAAGAGAGGUGGUUAGAUUGCUUGCGCGCAAUGGAAGAAAUGUUGGCGAAUGGGUACGAGUCAACUCUUCAUGCAUCACCGAGUUGUCCGUUGACGCCCAUCAGUGUCCUUGACUUGCAACAUACGAGAUCUGUAACCGAGAAUAAUUAA